AUGAAAUUUGUUUUCAUCAUCAUUUUAAUCCGUGCUUUAUUUCUCUUUUCAGCUUUAACCGCUUACACCUACCUGACAAUCUUUGACCUGUUCAGCCUGAUCACCUGUCUCAUCAGCUCCUGGGUCAACAUGAAGAAACCCAGUCAGGUGUACUCGUUUGGGUUUGAACGUCUGGAGGUCCUGGCUGUGUUUGCUUCCACUGUCCUCGUCCAGCUGGGAGCUUUGUUCAUCCUGAAAGAGAGUGUGGAACGAUUCAUGGAGCAACCUGAGGUCCACACAGGACGACUGUUAGUCGGGACCUUCGUCGCUCUUUUCUUCAACCUGCUGACGCUGCUGUCAGUCAAGAACAAGCCCUUCACCUACGUCUCAGAAGCGGCGAGCAGCAGUUGGCUUCAGGAACACGUUGCAGACCUGAGUCGAAGUGUGUGUGGUGUGAUUCCAGGUCUCAGCAGUGUCCUCCUGCCUCGUAUGAAUCCGUUUGUCCUCAUUAACAUGGCUGGAGCUCUGUCCCUCUGCAUCACAUACAUGCUCAUAGAGAUCAAUAAUUAUAACGGCGUGGACACAGCGUCGGCCGUUGCCAUCGCUCUCAUGACCUUUGGCACCAUGUAUCCAAUGAGUGUCUACAGCGGCAAAGUUCUGCUGCAGACCACACCCUCUCACAUCAUUGGUCAGCUGGACAAACUUCUGAGAGAGGUGUCCACCCUGGACGGAGUUCUGGAGGUGCGUAACGAACACUUCUGGACCGUGGGCUUUGGAUCUUUGGCUGGCUCCGCCCACGUUCGUAUCCGCCGUGACGCUAACGAGCAGCUGGUUCUGGCUCACGUCACAAACCGUCUUCUUCCUCUCGUGUCGACGUUGACGGUUCAGAUUUUUAAAGACGACUGGACCCGCCCCCUCCUCACAGGGGGCCUCCCCUCCUCCUCAUAUGCCCCGCCCCUGGGUGUUUCCGAGGGCUUGUCACUGCCUCCUCUGCUGAUGUCAUCAGGAGCAGAUCUGGACCCACUGACGUCCACGCCAUCCAAACUCAGCAGCCCGCCUCCAGAGUUCUCUUUCAACACUCCGGGCCGGAACCUGCAGCCAAUGGUGCUUCCUGCUGCAGGAAGCCACGCCCACAGGCCAUAUGGCGGCCUGGGACUCGGCUACCCUGGGAUGACGAACCAGGGUCCAGUGCGGCCCAGUGGUGGGUUGGGGGCAGGGUUUGGACUGGGUGUGGGCGGGAGCUCUCAGAGCUACAGAACUUUGCUGGGCGGGGCCACGGCACCGUUACAGUUUGGAGCGUCACAGUACAGACAGUACCGACCCUGACCCACUGACAAGAAGAAUUAACUCCACCCCUCAAAGACAUUUUUUACCUCAUGGUUUAAAUUCAUGAAUAAAACAUUUUAAACAUAGACAUAACAGAAGAAGAGCAAAGGGUCAGAGGUCAGAGGUCACAGGACUGAUGUUUGUUCUUUGUUGUUAAAUGUGUGUAAAAAUUCAACAUUAAAUUUAAUUCAGUUUCAUUUGUGGAAACAACUCAGAA
This is a messenger RNA of Solea senegalensis (Senegalese sole), 1522 nucleotides long. Its product is annotated as zinc transporter 6-like. The coding region runs from base 1 to 1305 and encodes 434 amino acids. Gene Ontology annotation, molecular function: monoatomic cation transmembrane transporter activity. Gene Ontology annotation, biological process: transmembrane transport; monoatomic cation transport. The transcript is spliced from 11 exons. Gene Ontology annotation, cellular component: membrane. NCBI's taxonomy places the organism in Eukaryota, Metazoa, Chordata, Actinopteri, Pleuronectiformes, Soleidae. The record is from RefSeq and is a predicted model, not a curated record.